CUUGGCCUGAGAGGUGGAUUUAUUUUACAAUUUGAGGACCCUGCGUUCAAGGAUCAGCUGACCAAUUUGACCGACAUCCGAGACCUUCCUGAGGAUAGAGCAACAUUGAAAGUGUUGUUCACAACUGAUGCAGCUUGCUCGGAUUCCACAUUGGAUACAGCCAGCCUUCCAUCUCUCAGUAGUGGGGAAUCUGACUCUCAGCUCUGGCCUGAGCCCUUCCCAAUUCCAGAGUUCUCGCAUGAUGUUGAACUCACACUGCAAGAAGCAAAUGGAAGAUAUGCAAAAGAUGGAUCUGUGCUGAUGAUUCCUAAAGGUAUGAAAACUGAUAUCCUGGACACACUUGCAGACAGCAUGUCAAAGAUUAGUCCUUAUCCUGAGAGGCAACACUAUGAAAAUGUUGCCAAAGCGCUUGUGGAGAAGCAUCCCAGUCUAAAAGAGCCAGGGUCUGGAAAAGGUUGGUACGGCUGGUUCCACAGCCUGAAGUUUAAGCUCGGAAACUAUAGACAAAAGUUAAGUGCAGCUGGAUGCCCGGAGGUGAGGGUCAACAAAAGAAAAGGAGAAGAAGCCAAGGGACCACGGAUGAAGAAGUCAAAGAAGGGUGAGGUCCACUACUGUCCAGAUCCCCCUGAAGGACUGAGUGAUGAAGACAUGGAAGAAAAGCGGAGGAUGAUGGAGGUGGAAGUGCUGAAAAAAGACCUAGAUCACCAGCAGAUAGAUAACCUGAUGUCUGACACGUUCUCCAAGCGCAGAAAGGAGAUCGUAGGGGAUCAACCUCUCAUUGGGGAUGUCAUGGCUAGAUGGCCGGCCAUGUUCUGUGAGAGACAGGUUCGGGCAGAGUUCAAAAGAGUCGUAAGCACAGACCUUCUCGAAUCGUUUCUCGACGGACUUGAUGACCUGGCACCAAGACUGCUGGAAGUGUACGAAGCUGCGACAAAGUCGGCAAAGAAGCCUGCACUGAAAGCCAUUUUGGACUGUCUGAAGAAAGACGACACAAACGAAAGGAGAAGGACUGCUGCUCUGCUGGGUCUGCCACACUACCUAAGAGAAGAGCCAUCAGACAUCAUCAGGAUGUGUGAUGCCCAUGGUGAGACUCUUGCUGAAGCCAUGGAGGGGAUGCAACUUGGCCUGUUGAUAGGCUACGAAGGUGACAACCAGGAUGCCUUUCCACAUGAGAUCUUCAAUGUGGCUGUUGUGGUUGAGGAGACUGUUGUGCUUCACAACUUCAAGGAUGUGCCAUCGAGCUUUGCCAUGCUUUUGGGGAUUAUCUACUGUGUGAACCUUGAGUAUCCACAAGCCAUGAAGUAUUCUUUUGAAUUCCUUCAGAGGGUAGUGAUGAAGAUCAAACCAGAUCAAGCUUCUGCCAGAGUCCACGGCAUUCAAAACAAGCUCCUGAGGUAUAAUUUGUAAACAAUGCUACACCUGAGAAUGGUUUGGAAUUCUUUUCUUUUUUUCUUCUUUUUCCAUUUGUUUCUGUUGAAAUGCAAGCCAAAGUUGAAGGCAAAAGCAAGCAAACAGGAGAGGAGCCCUGUUUUUUGUUGUUGUUGUUUUUUUUGGACUUGAUCCAUUUGCUUUUGUUGGACUGAA
This is a messenger RNA of Pimephales promelas (fathead minnow), 1584 nucleotides long. The record is from RefSeq and is a predicted model, not a curated record. NCBI's taxonomy places the organism in Eukaryota, Metazoa, Chordata, Actinopteri, Cypriniformes, Leuciscidae.